AUGUACCUGUUCUACUAAUAAGGUGAAUAAACAAUAUAUUUGAAAGAGGACGUUUAAAUUUUGGAUGGAAAAAAUUAAAUCAUAAAGGAAAUAGAUUAGGUAGGUAAAGAUUUUAAUUUUCUGGUUUGGUUAAAUAAUAUUAUUACCAAUAAUUAUAGCUAAUGGCAUAUGGUAUAAUUUACUUAUGAAUAACAUAAUGGGGCUAUAGUGUCUUUAAAUAAAGAUUCUCAGAAGACUUGAAAACAUGUUCAUGUCAAUAAGGUUACAUAGAAUAAUUAGGAGAAUAUAUAUCAUUCACUGAAACGAGUCUGUAACAAAACUAGGUAGAUAAAUUAUGUUCUGAUUGUUUUUAGACUAUAAGAAAGAUUGUAAAUUUAUUACAAAUAAAUUAUGAUGUUUAUUUUAUUGAUUUCACUUCUAAUUUAGUAUUGAUUGAAGGUGCUGAAAAUUAUUGUAACACUGAAUAUAAUUAUCCUAAUUGCUUUAAAACUCAAGAAUACACACAUUUAUAUCAACCUAUUUAUAUUCUUAGUAAGUAGAAUCAUUAUUAAUAUAAUAAUAAAGUUUAUAGUCCAUAUAGAAUUGUGUUAAAUCAGAUUAUGAAUCUUAUAAUUGCUUAUAUUGUGAUGUAGGAUAUUAUUUAUUUGAAAAUUGUUGUUUACUUUGUUCAUAUUUUGGAAUGA
Paramecium primaurelia is the source of this 683-nucleotide messenger RNA. Lineage: Eukaryota; Ciliophora; Oligohymenophorea; Peniculida; Parameciidae. The record is from the annotation of a GenBank genome assembly.